Messenger RNA from Mus pahari (shrew mouse), 2438 nucleotides. RefSeq names its product leucine rich repeat containing 20 (gene Lrrc20). The transcript is spliced from 5 exons. The record is from RefSeq and is a predicted model, not a curated record. Gene Ontology annotation, molecular function: protein binding. Bases 143 to 697 code for a protein of 184 amino acids. Lineage: Eukaryota; Metazoa; Chordata; Mammalia; Rodentia; Muridae.
GAACUUGCACCGGGUGCCGGCGGUCGCCGCGGGAGCGUGAGUGCUGGGCGCAGGGCUCUAGGACGCAUUGUCGCCGCACAGACAGCCCCCCUUGUGAGUCGCAGACCGGCCUGGAGGCUGGGAGCCGAACACCCACGUCUGCAUGCUGAGGAAGAUGGGGGAGGCCGUGGCCAGAGUUGCGAGGAAGGUCAACGAGACUGUGGAAAGCGGCUCAGAUACUCUGGACCUGGCCGACUGCAAGCUCGUUUCUUUCCCCAUCUGCAUCUACAAGGUUCUGAGGAACGUCUCUGACCAGAUCCAUCUCAUCACGCUGGCUAACAAUGAACUCAAGUCCCUCACCAGCAAGUUCAUGACCACCUUCAAUCAGCUUCGAGAGCUACGCCUGGAGGGCAACUACCUCUAUAGACUCCCCAACGAGGUCAGCAGCCUGCAGCACCUCAGGGCCAUCGACCUGUCCCGGAACCAGUUUCAAGACUUCCCAGAGCAGCUGACCACCUUGCCUGCACUGGAGAAUAUCAAUCUGGAGGAGAACGAGAUAGUGGAUGUUCCGGUGGAGAGGCUGGCCGCCAUGCCAGCUCUGCGAGUCAUCAACCUGCGCCUCAACCCCCUGAGCGCCGAGGUGCGUGUGAUUGCCCCGCCGCUCAUCAAGUUUGAGAUGCUCAUGUCUCCAGAGGAUACACAGGCCCCUCCGCCUUAGGACACACUCCUUGUGCUCACCCAGCAAGGGACAAAGAAUGCUGGCCUGCCAUCCUGAGAGGAGGAAGGCCCAUGGGAAGCCAAGCUUGGGGAGCGGGGUGGGUGGGCCAGGCAGCAUACAGAGGGAGGGGCACAGCUAAGCCAGGGUGGGUAGCUUAGCACAGUAGUGAGCCCUGGUGCUCCAGAGGGAGGAGGGAGGUGAGGCUAGAGCCAAGGCUCAGGGCCAUCACAGCUGCUGUGCUGACUUGGGUAGGUCUCUUGCUCUCUCUGAGCUUGGUUACUUAGAAGGAGGAAAACUUGGGGCAAGCCUUUCCUGCCUGGGACCCCUCAGAGGUUCUGUCUCCACAUCGUCGGUAGCCCUCUAAGCUCCUGGAUGAGCCUCGUUGGGCAUUUGAUGGACCUUACGAGGUGAAGCCUUGUAUCCAGUGUGAGAGCCAGUCACCAUUCUGAGAGGAGACCACCUCCGCCUAUUUAUCACCUUCUGAACACAGCGACGCCCUUCAUGGUGCCAUGUCCUGGCCAUCAGGGUCCCUGGACUGGUUGGAGCCUGAGCCCAGACAUUGAUUGGACCCUGUGGCAGGAGCGUUUUUUGAAGAACCCCUCAGACAUCUGGCCAGGGUACAGAGGGACAAUUCAUUCUUCCUUGUCCCAAGCCAUUGUGUGAAGGACUUUCUACACACUCCGUUCUAUCCCUCCCUGAGAGUGGCCUGGCCUGGUCAGACAUUACCCACAGGGCCAUAGGAGAGGUGGCCCAGAGAAGACAAAGCCAUCUGCGUGUGAUGCCUGGGACCCAAGGUCCUUAGGUGACCUCCUUCACCCUGACCUUCCUCUUGUGACCUCCCUCAGAUGACAACCUGGUUGCCUUGCCCUGGCUCAGUACCACCAACCUCAAGGCUGUCACCAUAAUGACCUGCCAUCUUGAUGACCUCUGCCUGUGGUCUAAGGGGCCACCAGCUGUCCCAGUGUGCCCAGAACUGUGGCAUUUCCCCCUGGCAGCUGGGCUCUUGCCCCCUGCUAAGGCCUGCGCUUGGGGCUAUCCCUGACCCCCUCAUCUCCAUGUGUCUACCUCCUCGCCCGAGCAGCAGGCCUAUCAGCCGCCCCCGGCUCUGGCUGGUCUACACCUUUGUGUAGGUCUGUGGAGGCCCCAGGACACAGGCCAGGCUAGGCCACUGUGUCUCCCAACAUUUUGCCUUUAGAACUCAAACUGUUGUUCAGAGCAGAAACCCACCACGGAGUUUGUCCAGGUCCCCUGUCUCUUCACAGUGUUCCUGGCUCUCGGUGGGGUUGCCAUGGGAGCAUGGCUGGUAUCAUGGCUGUGUAUCCUAAAAGAAACCUUGCCCAUUCCGCUCUCAUCCCUAGGCCAGCUGGCCAGAUGAGGAGGUAGACACAGGGCCCAAGCAAGGGCUGGGUGCAGCCCGGACUGGACUGGCUCCUCCCUCCUACUCUGUGUCCCUGAGUUGGGGGUUUCACCUUGUAGAGGAAGAGGGAUGCAAGGGUGUUGAUAGGCUCACACCAGCUUGCUAGAAAUGCUGCCUCCAGGGGUGUACACCUGAGAUCCGGCACACGGUGGGGCUGAGACAGUAGGAUUGUGGAGGUGAGGCCAGCCUGUGCUGUAUAAUGAGAGCCUAUCUCAGCGCAACAAAAGCAGGCAAAGUAAAAGAAGAAGAGUGUCAGACAUGGUGAUGCCCUCUUUUUUUUUUUUGGUUUUUUCGAGACAGGGUUUCUCUGUGUAGUCCUGGCUG